Messenger RNA from Megalops cyprinoides (Indo-Pacific tarpon), 1471 nucleotides. Its product is annotated as dual specificity protein phosphatase 26. Gene Ontology annotation, molecular function: MAP kinase phosphatase activity; protein tyrosine/serine/threonine phosphatase activity. Gene Ontology annotation, cellular component: cytoplasm. The coding region runs from base 881 to 1471 and encodes 196 amino acids. The record is from RefSeq and is a predicted model, not a curated record. Gene Ontology annotation, biological process: protein dephosphorylation; negative regulation of MAPK cascade. The transcript is spliced from 4 exons. NCBI's taxonomy places the organism in Eukaryota, Metazoa, Chordata, Actinopteri, Elopiformes, Megalopidae.
CGGUUCUGUUCGAGAAUUUACAGUAGCGCAUGGAGACCAUCCGAUCAAGCAAUACAUUGCUUUCAAUCAUGAAACAACAGAGACAAGUAUGAAGAGAAUUAUUUUUAGUGAACGCUCUGUUUCUGGCGCCGAACAAGUGAGAUUUGAUGCUACGUGGCCCUUAAGGAUGUUUUGUAAUUUUAUUUAUAUAUUUCCAAGGUAUUUGCAUGAAUCUGCCUGAUCUAACGAUAUGUAGCGACGAAACCUGGCACCUGUUGGUUGCGGUUACAAUCUAAAAUGUUUUAAAAUACAACAGAAUAUAGCUUCACUAGGCCUUUUGUUUUCUUUGUGUCUCCUGUAUCACCAACAGAUCAGACGAGCAGGUGCAAUGCCCUUUGGAGUGGAAAUGAGCAAAUGAUAUUAUACUCACGAUGUUGGCGCGAGAUGGUUUUGUAUUAUGAAUGGUAUCAAGUACUACUAGUGCUAUAGUACUAGUGUUGUAUUUAAAGGGCCAAAUAUAGAGAGAACAAUAAUUUACUGUCAUUAAAUGCUGGCACACCGAAUACUGCUUCGCAAAAACAGGUAACUUAAAUCGAAUAUAGUCUUCUCGUGGCCUUGUUUCUCAUGUGUUCUAUUUACACGUCAGGGUUUUAAAGAAACUGUGGAUUUUAGUUCUUUUUUCGCGGUGAGAGAUUAGGUGGAUCUCGUGCAGAAAUCAAUAACUAUCCGUAUCGGAAUAAAUAAAUCACUCGUCGCGCGCACUGUUUUAAGCAGCCUGUUUGAUAUGAAGGCAAAAACAUGGCUUCUUGUGCUGUGCUGGAAUAUUCGUCCCACGACUGAGGGCAACUGAGACGUGCAGCUUCACAGCAGAGGGUAAUCGCCGCUGAAUUCCGCGUUUCCAAUGGCGUUCAUGUCGAGAUUCUCAAGGUCCCGGAGCAGCUCCAGAUCCCCCAGCCGGAGAGAUUCGGAGCGUGGUUCCCCCGUACUGACCGUAGCUGAGCUCGAGCGGCUGCUCUACACUGGGAAAACCGCCUGCAACCACGCAGAUGAAGUGUGGCCAGGCCUCUAUAUUGGCGAUCAAGACAUAGCAGCAGACCGUCGCGAACUGGUAAAGCUCGGCAUUACGCACAUCUUGAACUGUGCGCACAGCAAGUGGCGAAGCGGUGCGGAGUACUACGAGGGUAUGAACAUCACCUACCAAGGCAUAGAGGCACACGACUCGCCUACCUUCGACAUGAGCGUCAACUUCUACCCGGCAGCCGAAUUCAUCCACAAAGCGCUCAGCAGUGGAGGAAAGAUCCUGGUGCACUGCGCCGUGGGAGUGAGUCGAUCGGCCACCCUGGUGCUGGCCUACCUGAUGAUCCGACAGAAAAUGACCCUGGUGGAGGCCAUUAGAACAGUGAAGGACCAUCGCGGGGUCAUCCCCAACCGUGGCUUCCUGCGCCAGCUCAACGGGCUGGACAGCAUCCUCCGUGACAGCCGGAAGACCUAA